Paramuricea clavata is the source of this 5599-nucleotide messenger RNA. NCBI's taxonomy places the organism in Eukaryota, Metazoa, Cnidaria, Anthozoa, Malacalcyonacea, Plexauridae. The record is from the annotation of a GenBank genome assembly.
GUAUGUUUGACAAGGACCAGUCAGGAACAAUCGAUUUCCCAGAAUUCUGCAACCUUUGGACAUACAUUCAGCAAUGGAAAGGAGUGUUUGAUCGUUACGACACAGAUCGGUCAGGUGCUAUCGAAAUGAGUGAACUGCAGACUGCUUUAAAUGACAUGGGUUACAGAGUUUCUCCAAAUUUCGUGCACCUUUUGAUAACAAGGUUAGUUGGCACUCUGCCUAAAUGGGUUUCUCUGGUAGUCUGGUUUCCUCCCACAAGCAAUGUUGACUUGUUGGCAGGAUAAAUCCAAAACUGACCCCUUCCAUCAUAGUUGUGCUCCACGAUCAGACAUGAGAUGUGGGUACUUGAAUGUUUUUUAAAGAUUUACCAUGUAUACUAUCAAUGUAAAAAUUGAACUCUUACCAUUAUUGGUUAUAAUAUUAUAGAUUUCCGAUAUGGUAAAUGGUAAAAACCAUGAUAUUUGCCAUUAAUGGUAUUUUCUAUUCCAAGUACCAUCAAGAUAAUUAUGGUAAAUAUUAAAACAUCAUAGUUUAUACUAAUUUACCAUAUGGGAAAUCUAUAAUAACCAAUAAUGGUAAGAGUUCAGUUUUUACAUUCAAAAACCCAUUAAUGGAAAAUUAUCAGAGUUGCCCUUUUUGAGACUUUGACUCGAUCAGGUUGAGCUAACGCCUUUGUAAUUCAGCUCAGCUGUAUGCUGCAAGUAAGAAUGAUUAGUACACCCUUACUUACUGACAGUGAUGGAACUAAUCUGGUAGAAGUGCGAAAAAUGCCACGAUUCUUCUGGCCCAAAAGUUCUAUUUUGCCAAAUAUCUCUGAGCGGCCUUGCCCCAUUGACAUAUAUGUGAAUGCCUAGCCCUUGGAAAAAAUGGAAACAGUUUCUCGAAACAACAUUUCGCUUUUCCAGCUAAUUAAAUUGAAGAUUUUCGAAUCUGUUCCCCUGACCCUGUUGUAGAAACAAUGUUUUCUGGUUUGUCCAACGUCUUGAAAACUGAUUCCGCAAGAAAUAGAGAUUUCUCUAUGGGAAGUGCUGUUUUCGCAAGUGUUUUAAAAUGUGUUUUCACAAAACGAGUGAAUGCAAUGAGCGAGCGAGUUUUGUGAAAACAAAAUUAACAUGUACGGAAAUACAGGGUGUUAGCUACAGUAAAAAAUUUCGCGUUAAACACGGUUUUCCCAAGUACCUUGUGGUUGCAAUUUCCCAAUUUGGGUCAGCCAAAAAAUAGUUAUAUUAUAAAUAUUCAAUUAUUUUUUCCCGAUUUUAGUUAAACGCGGAUUUUACACCCUGAAAUACAACAGAAAAGCACUUCCCAUGAAAAAGUUUUGUUUAUAUUACAAUUACUGAGCAUUGAAGUCAUAGUUAUUACAUUUAGACAUGUAUGUAGGACAGGCGCUAUAACUUGUUUUUUCAUUUUUAAUGUGACUAGUAAAUUAUGUGACUAGUUGACUAGUUACGAUAUAAAUUUGUAAAGACUUAGGCAUUCUUGGACAAUUUCAAUAAAAUAACAUUAACCUACCAUUAACCUUGCCCAAAAGGCAUAGAAUUCAUUCAAACGACAAAAAAAAAAUAUAAGCCGCUAAAUAUUAAGAAUUUACGUUCAAGCGUCGAUCAAAAAUAAAGUCCAAUUGCCUAAGGGUGGGAACAUUUCGGUCACGAGUGAAUUACCAGGGGUUUCAGAAUGAUUUGAAGUAGGCGGUUGUACCAAAAAAGUAGCCGGCUGUGACUGAUAGUUAAAAAAUCGCGCGUGGAGGGGAGCGUGCCCUCGCAUUAAAAUUUAAAAAAUUUUCGCCGCAAAUUAACAAUCAAAUAAUAUAGAAUACGUAAAAAGACAAAGUACAACUAUUAACAUGUUAGAUUUAGAUGUCAUUUGCGUUUAGGGGCGGACCAUUUGAUUUUUGAGGGAGGGGGGGUUGGAAGAUUCAGUCUGUGUAAGAAUUUUUUUCCGCCCAGGGGAAUAAGACAGAUAUUUUUUCCUGUAAAGUGCAGCGCAAGAUAUUUUUUCCCAAUAUAUUUCGCGCCAGGAUAUUUUUUUUUGCCCCUCAUAAUAACUGCUUACAGUAACUUAAGGCUUUCAUGUAGCUAUCGUCAGAGACGUUAGCCAGGGUUUUCAGUCAGAGGAGGCCGAGCCUGAAUCCCAAGAGGGGCUAAGGAAUUUUCACUGUGCUUUAUUUUAUAUGGUUAUGUCUUAAUGUUCCCCACACUAAAGCGUGCAGGUUUACUUACAAAAAAUGUAUAACUGCACCAAAACCUAAAGCAUGCAGGGAUAGAGUAGAGUAGACUGGGGGAGGUACAGUAUAUGAAUGAUCUGUAACCUUGGGGGGUUCGGGGACAUGCUCCCCCUAGAAAAAUUUAAAAUUUGAACCUCAGAAAUGCUAUUUCCUGCGUUUUCAGCCAUGGAUUCAUGCAACAACUUUGCUGUACUAAGCCUAAGGAACACUCACUGUCCUUUAUUUUAAACAAGGGAAAAUCACAAAAUGAGCUUUGAUUAAUAUGUAAUAAAACAAGAUUUCAAUAAUGCGAUUUUUAACUGCCCUCCGAAACAACAAUGUUCCACCAAAUAUAGCUCUGUAGCUUUUCAAUCGUUCAAUACUCAUACAAAUAGCUUGUUGGGGAUCGGGUUGCAUCCUCUUCAGAAAUAUUUUAAAAUCUAGACUCUCUAAACUCCAGUUUAAAAUUCCAAUUUUCGCAUUAAAAUCAUCGUAUAUACAGUACGUUCAACUUGCAUCCGGUAGAUCGGCCUUUGAAGCUUUAAUAGUUUGGAACUAUGUUAUCAAAAAACGCACACAGACUCAACCAUCCAAAAAUACUUUUUCUACCAUGCAUAUUAGAUAUGUACAUUAAAUAACUUAUAAACUUGUACAUAUCUUAAGCCCAGAUUUUCUCAGGGGGGGGGGCAACAAUUUUGCCAGGGAACGCCACUGGCUAUCGUAUGUUAUUGAAUCCAAAGGCGCCAGAAUCCCUGUGAUGUUGUCCACUGUUCACCCAAUGUUCUUUUUAGCAAAUGUGCCUGCUCAAAAAUGCAAAAUCUUGCAAGCAUGUGGACACAAUACUGAAGUGAAGAACGUCAGUAGAUUUACAUGCAGGAAUUUUUUUUUUGAGCGCUUUCUUUUGCAUGAUAUAUUUUUUCCUCGAUUGUAUGUUGCAUGAUUUUUUUUCUUUCUCCUUGGAUUGCAUGAAUGUUUUUUCCGAAAUCUUUCAACCCCCCCCCUUAAAAAUCAAAUGGUCCGCCCCUUAUACUUGUAAGUGACAAUGUACUUUAAUGUACUACUUAUAGUUUAAUUUUUACAGCUGCAUGAACAGAAUGACAAUGUACACUACAAUAAUAGUAAUUAUUUUAUGAGUCCGAAAUCAUUAAUCAAAUGAUGUUAUAUUUAUGUACGUAAUGAACUUCACUUCACCACUUCUUCUUUCUUUUGCUAUGUUUGGUACUAUGUAUUAUAAUUUAUCUUAUUGAUCUUCCAAAAGAAGUGAUGUUUUGCUUGAAUUCAGGGCUUGAAUUUUUUCACGGCAAUUACUGUAGAGGGAGAACAAAAUGCUGUGGAUCAUUGCGGCAAUGACGGCAAUUUUUUGCCGUAUAGUAUUUUUAAACUCAUGUUCACUGUGCAUUACUAUUUUGAUACUUGAAUUCAGAUGUUGAUCAAAUCAUCCGUAAAUUACUAUUUUAGUCUCAGUUUUGUUCGAAAAAAAAAACACUAAAGAAAUACGUAAACUGGCAUGUUUCUAGCUUGUCAGCAAUCCAAAGUCUGUACAAUAAAGUUAAAUUUUUAUUACAGCAAUUUGAAAACAAAAAUGCCGUGGAAACUCACAAAAUUGCCGUAGACAGCUGUUACGUUCUACGGCAAUUUUUAACGCCAUUGCCUUCAAUUGAUUUCAGGGAAAUUCGAGGCCAACUUGAAUUCCAAUUGGAACAUAACAAACAUUGUGUUGGUUCGCUUGUACUUUUGUAUAUAAAAUUUUUCCUGUGACCUGACGAAAAGUAGGCGGCGGUAAAAGUUCAAGUAGCCGGCGGAACUCCGCCGGCCGCCGGCUUAUUCUGAAACCCCUGGAAUUACAGAUACGUCAUCGUCUAUCAUUUCAUUGGACGAAGCUUUUUGUGUCACAUUCGGAUUGGCUAAUCUCAGUGGUGUCGCAAGACUGAAAUAGUAUUAUAUAUUAUAAUAUAUACUGUACUAUAUUAUAAUACUAUAUGUAUAUAAUAUUGGAAAUACAACAAAUUUUUCCUAAUGUAAUAAGAUUGGCAUUAUUCUACAAUUAAAACGCAGCUACUGUUCCAAUUUUUUCCCUUAUUUUAGUUUCUUUAUAUCCAGGUCUGGAUGCAUGGUAUUCUGGUUAAUGAGCCCUAUAGUGAUUGUAUCUUCUUGUUUUAAUAUGAUGGGAACAUCACUUAAAAUGCAGAAAAUCGUUUUUAGGAGACCCUAGAAUAAAACAAAUUAUGUCUCGCGAGGCCUCCCAUGUGAGCCCUCGUUGUUAAGACUACACCACUGGCCUGCCUCGUACCCAGACGUGAGCCACAUUAUUCUCUCGCCGCUUUUCCAUUCUCUCGCCGCUUUUCCAUUCUCUCGCCGCUUUUCCAUUCUCUCGCCGCUUUUCCAUCUGCUUUUCAUCUACUUUCCUUUCGCGUUCGCGCUGUAAGAGACCAAGAGACGCCUGUGGAGGAGGCAGACCACUGGCUAAUCUGCAUUGCAAAAUGAGUUUUCGCAUACGCAAAUCCAUUGGCAAACCCAUGCAGUAUCUAUGUAUAUAAUAAUACAUAUUUCAAUUUGACAAGUAUUUAACUUUUUUUCAUAUUAUGUAGGUUCGACACAGUGGCACGUCGAAGUAUGAAACUAGACAGUUUCAUUCAAUGCUGUGUGAUGCUUCGGCUUUUAACCGAUGCCUUCCGUCGGCGGGAUGCCAACCAAAAUGGUGUUAUUAACGUUAGUUACGAGGACUUCAUGUGCAUGGUGAUUGAAAACAAAACAUAGACUCAUGAAUGAGACAUAAACUUAAUGCUGUACACUUCACAAACUUGUACACACUCAAUUCAGUCAAUUUCAACGUAUAUUCUUGUCAGUAAACUGUAAAUGGAAUAUGGUCAAAAAUAAGUCACAAGUAUUUCUGUUAUAUAUUGUAAUUGGAUGUAAUAGAUGUAUCACUGAAUAUUCCACUAGGAAUUUAAUGUCUAAUGUAUUGUAUUGUAAUAACCAGUAUGAAUGAUGUGAUACAUGUUGAGUUACAAACCUUUGGUCAAUUUGUAGAAUUCUGCAAAUCUCAAACCCUGCACUAUGUUAGGUAGUGGUAUAGUUAUGGAGGCUGGGGCCGGGUGGCAACUGGCAAGGCGUGGUAGCAAUUCUUAUUUUAGUGGGGUUUUUUUAAGAUUCUGACAUAGCAAAGCCACUGCAUGUUAGAAUCAGUUAGAAUCACAUAAAUAAAGGUAAGAUAAUACUGCAGUAAUCAAGUACAGAUUACUAAAAUCAUUAUUGUAUCAUUUCAAAACUACUGUUACAAAGAACUUUCCAGGUUAUGAUUAUGCAAUUUAAGCUAUACACUGCUGUAUACGACCUUGGUACGGCAGGGGCGUUGCUAGCCCUGUUUUAAUGGAGGAGUGUAAGUGCAAUUUUGCC